Molecule: messenger RNA, 1602 nt
Organism: Lasiodiplodia theobromae
Lineage: Eukaryota; Fungi; Ascomycota; Dothideomycetes; Botryosphaeriales; Botryosphaeriaceae
Product: MFS sugar transporter
Exons: 3
Coding region: 1-1602 (533 amino acids)
Biological process (GO): transmembrane transport; carbohydrate transport
Cellular component (GO): membrane
Molecular function (GO): carbohydrate:proton symporter activity
Source: RefSeq, a predicted model, not a curated record
AUGGCGACCACGGAGAAAGUCGGCGAGACCACAAUGGAGCGUCCGGCUCCAGGCCAGAUCACCUCUACCGACAAUGGGGUGAGCUGGCUGGAGCGCACUCUGAAGCCCAAGACCUACAAGCCUCGCUAUCCAUUCGUCGGGAAGCCUCUUUUGUGGAUGACGUGCGCCUUUGGCAGCUUGGGAGAUGCGCUUUUCGGUUACGAUCAAGGUAUCAUGGCUGGCCUCCUGGUGAACCCCGUCUUUGUGAAGCGCUUCUUCUCUGAGCACGGAGGAAUGUACGGCAAGCACGGGGAUGUCGACCCGUCCAUCACCGGCAUCACCGUUGCUUGUCUCCAGGCAUCUGCAGCAAUUGGAUCUCUGAUCGCAGGCCGAUUAGGAGACAUCAUCGGCAGGAAGAAGUGCGUCCGCAUCGGUGCCUUCCUCUACUUCAUCUGCGCCUUCAUCCAGGGGUUUGCCCCCAAUCUCGCCUGCUUCAUCGCCGGCCGCACAAUCCAGGGUCUCGCGGUUGGCUUCUUGUCCAUGACCGUCCCCGUCAUCCAGACCGAAAUCGCUGCGCCGCAUCGCCGUGGUCUCAUGGUCGGCAUCGAAUACACGUUCUUGAUCGGAGGAUACGCGCUGUCGUGCUGGGUAGACUACGGAUUUUACUUCGCAUUGCCCAGCAAUGUCUCCUGGCAGGGUCCAUACUUCGUGCAGAUGGGCAUCGCUUUCGUCUUGUUCUCCAUGUCUUUCUUCCUCCCCGAGACUCCCCGUUGGCUUGCGCGCAACGGCUUCGCUGAAGAAAGUCUGCAAACCCUCGCCGAUCUCCACGCCGACGGCAAUAUCAACGACCGCCACGUUCAGCACGUUUUCCUAGAGGUUCAGGAGGCUGUACGCUAUGAGUCGACUCUCGGACAAUGUUCCUGGCUGGAAAUGUUCACCCGCUACAAGAAGCGCACCUUCGUCGGAAUCACCGUUCAGGCCUUUGCCCAGCUCAACGGCAUCAACGUCGUCUCAUUCUACCUUCCCAGCGUGCUGGCCAAGGCCGGCUACUCAGACGAAAAAUCCCUACUCUACACCGCCGGCAACUCGGUCCCGUACGUCGCCGCCACCAUCAGCGCCUGGUUCCUCAUGGACCGGUGGGGAAGACGUCCGCUGCUCAUGCUGGGAGGCGUGCUCAUGGCUGUUAUGCUGAGCAUUGUGUGCGUGUUCACCGAGGCGAAGCUUGACAUCGUGACCAAGGCAAACGGGCUAUACGCCUUCGUACUGCUCUACAACGUCAUCUACGGCUUCACCUGGGGCCCCGUACCGUGGCUGCUGCCAGCGGAAGUGUUUCCGUUGCGUAGCCGCAGCAAGGGGAUGGCCCUGGCCACUUGUAGCAACUGGACCUUCAACUUCAUCAUCGGAAUGUCCUCGCCAGACGCCUUUGCCGGCAUUUCCGGCUACUACUACGUAGUCAUCGCCGGCUUCUGCCUCUUUUCGGCGGGCCUGGCCAAGUUCUGCUACGUGGAGACGGCGAACCAUACGCUGGAGGAGAUUGCGACGGCGUUUGGUGAUAAGGCCUUUGCGUUGGAUGAUGAGCAGGUCAUGCAAGGCGUUGUCCCUAACGGAGACGAGAAGGCUUGA